Molecule: messenger RNA, 954 nt
Organism: Paralichthys olivaceus (Japanese flounder)
Lineage: Eukaryota; Metazoa; Chordata; Actinopteri; Pleuronectiformes; Paralichthyidae
Source: RefSeq, a predicted model, not a curated record
CCUUCUCCUGUCCGGCUGGAAAGUUUUUAGAGAUGUCCACGCAGCAGUGCACGUCGUGUGCAGCCGGCUCCUACUCUCUGGGCAGCGGCCUCCGUUUUGACCAGUGGGACGCCAUCCCUGCAGGCUUCACCAGCCUGGCCAGCUUCCUGGACCCGGGGCCAAAUGGCGAGGACAUACAGGCUUGUAACAGCUCAUCGUGGACGCCGCAGGGUGUGUACCUGGAGUCGAACCGCGACGAGUGCACCGUGUCUCUGGUUUACGCCGUCCAUCUGGAGAAACAGGGUUCUGUCUCCUUCACCUACCAGUACCCCGACAACAACAUCUUCUUUGAGUUCUAUGUCCAGAAUGAACAGUGUCAGGAGAUGGCCCAGACUGACGACCAGAAGUGGAUUAAAGUCACCAGCAAUGGAGAGUGGAACACACACACGGUGAGUCUCAAGUCCGGCACCAACAUCUUGUACUGGAGAACCACCGGCAUCCUGGUGGGAGGGAAGAUGGUCAAACCAGUGCUGCUCAAGAACAUUCAAAUAGAAGGUGUAGCCUACACGUCCGAGUGUUUUCCGUGUCGACCCGGCUGGUUCAGCUCAUCCCCCGGCUCCUCGUCCUGUCAGCCGUGUCCCAGCAACACUUACUCCGUGAAGGGGGCGUCGUCCUGUGCACCCUGCCCCGAACAUCACUACUCACAUGAGGGAUGGGCAGAAUGUAAAGUGAGGCCACCGUGCUCAGAGGAGGAUUAUUUCCAGAUCCACACAGCCUGCGACAGCGACGGGAAGACGCAGGUGUUGUAUCGCUGGGUGGAGCCAAAGAUUUGCGUGGAGAACGUCACUGGAGCUGUGGAGCUUCCUGCGAUAGGACAAAGAGAGCCCUGCCCGCCCUGCAACCCUGGCUACUACAACAGCAACGACUCCACCUGUCUGCCCUGCCCACGUGGAACCCACUCUGACGGCACCUACG